AAAAAAAAAAAAAAAAAAAAAAACUGAAACAAGAAUGGAGGUCGUUGGUGCAAUUGCAUCGGCAAUCGUAGAGUACAUUGUUGGACCAGUUGGACAGUGGCUAUGUUAUUCAUGCCGCUAUGGCAGCAACAUGGAGGAUCUGAAGAAUCAGGUUAAGUGUUUGCAGGAUGCUAAAAAUAAGGUGCAACACUCCAUUUGUGCUGCUAUAAGAAAUGGUGAGGAAAUUGAAGAUGAUGUCAACACGUGGUUGACGAAGGCGAGUGCGAUUAUAGAAUUGGCCACCACGAAAAUUCAUGAAGGCGAAGAAGAAGAAGUAGAGACGAGGAGGUCUAAUAUUGCGGCAUGCCUGAACUUGAGGCAACGACAUCAGUUAAGCCAAGAAGCAAAGAAUAUAGUGGAAAAUAUUGCUGAACUUCUUAAGAAUCGAGACUUCAACAGAGUUUCUUAUCGUCCUGCUUUAGAAGCUGGAACGUCGGUGACUACAAGAUACAUGGAUUACGUGAACUUGCAGUCGAGAAUGUCAGUUGCAAAGGGAAUUAUGGAGGCAUUGGAAGAUGCUAAUAUCAACAAGAUUGGUGUAUGGGGGAUGGCUGGAGUUGGAAAAAGUACAUUGAUGAGAGAAAUUGCCAGGAAAGUCAAUGAAGAAAAGUUAUUCGAUGAGGUGGCUAUGGCAAUCGUGUCGGAGAGUCCAGAUUUAAGGCGAAUUCAAGGAGAGAUUGCUGACAUGCUCGGUCUAAAGUUUGAUCAAGAGACUGAAAAAGGGAGAGCAAGUCAUCUACGAAGCAGGCUAUCGAAAGACAAGAAGAUACUUGUUAUCCUGGAUGAUAUAUGGAAACAACUUGAUUUGGUGGAAAUAGGAAUUAUUCCUUCUGAAAGAUGCAAAAUAGUACUGACAUCUAGAAAUCGAGAUGUAUUAACUUGCAGAAUGGGCACCCAAAAAGAUUUUGCAGUUCAGACUUUAUUGAAAGAAGAAGCAUGGGACUUGUUUGAGAAGAUGGCGGGUGAGUCUGUCAAAGAUCCUAGCGUAAGAGGCAUAGCAACUGAGGUAGCUAAAGAGUGUGCAGGUCUUCCUAUUGCACUCGUAACAGUUUCAAAGGCAUUAAAAAAUAAGAGUUUAGGUGAAUGGAAGGAUGCCCUGCGCCAGCUAAGAAGACUGGCUCCCAGACACGUCACAGAAAUGCUAAAAACAGUAUAUUCUCCUAUAGAGUUGAGUUAUAAGAAUCUUGAGUCUCAGCAGCUUAAAUCCCUCCUUUUGCUCUGUUCUCAACUGCGUGCCUUUGUUUUCUAUCGUGACUUGUUGAAGUAUUGUUGUGGUUAUGGCUUUUUUCAUGAUGGCAUUGAUACAUUGGAAGAAGCAAGAAACAUGCUAGAUUCACUACUUGGUAAACUAAGAGACUCUUGUCUGCUGCUAGAGAAUUUCAUUCAUGGAAUAUUUCGAAUGCAUGAUAUUGUUCGUGAUGUCGCUACAAUAAUUGCAUCAGAGGAUCAUAAUAUGUUUGUCAUCAGAGACGAUGGUGGGCUAAAAACAUGGCCAGAUGUAGAUUCACUCAAAAGAUGUGAAGCUCUCUCUAUUCUUGGUGGAGAUAUCCAUCAACUUCCCAAUGAAAUGGAAUGUCCCGAAUUAAGAUUCUUUCAUGUUCAUUUAGAAGAUCGUUCUUUGCAGAUACCGGACACUUUUUUUCAAGGGAUGGACAAGCUCGAAGUUUUAGAUUUGACAAAAAUGCAACUUUCAUCACUUCCUUCGUCUCUUCUUCUCCUUGGAAAUCUACAAACAUUGUGCUUGGAUCAAUGUGUUUUGGGAGACAUGUCUGGGAUUGGAGAACUCAAGAAUUUAGUAAUUCUUAGUUUUCUUCAUUCUAACAUUUCAAAACUGCCAAGAGAAAUAGAGUCAUUGGUUCGCUUGCGGUUGUUAGAUUUGAGCAAUUGUUCCAAACUCGAAAUGAUUCCUCCAAAUGUCAUAUCAAGUUUGGUCAAAUUAGAAGAGUUGUAUUUGGGAAACAGCUUUGUUCAAUGGGAUGAUGAAGGUCUCAAUGAUGAAAGAAAAAAUGCCAGCCUUGCUGAGUUCAAGCAUUUGUCAAAUUUGACGAGUUUAGAGAUACAAAUUCCAGAUGUCAACAAUCUACCGAAAGAUUUAAUGUUCGAAAAGUUAGAGAGAUACACAAUAUGCAUAGGAGAUGUCUGGGAUUGGAUUGAUAGUACUAGACAAACCUCGAGAACACUAAAACUGAAGUUCAACCCAUGCUUUCAACUGCAGUCUUGGGUCAAAUUGCUAUGGAAGGGAGCGGAAGAUCUUCAUUUAGACGAGUUAAACGGUGUUGAGAGUGUCAUACCCGAAAUGGAUAGAGAAGGACUUCAGCAACUUAAGCAUCUUCAUAUCCAAAAUAGUGCUGAGCUCAAGUAUAUCCUUAACUUGAGAACACCGGUUAUUGCGUUUCCUACCUUGGAGACGUUCGCUCUCGAGAAUAUGAUUAGUUUAGAAGAAAUAUGUCACGGCAAACUUCGCUUAACAUCCUUUAAAAACUUGAGAGUUUUAAAAGUGAUAAGCUGUGAUAAAUUAAGAUAUGUCUUCUCAUCAUCCAUUGCCAGGGGCCUUCCAUUACUUGAAGAAUUGGAGAUAAAAAGUUGCAACAACAUGGGUGCAAUAGUCGUGAAAGAAGAAGAACGGGGAAUAGAAGAUGGAUAUAUGAUCUCGUUUCCUCGACUGGAAACCUUGGUGCUAGAAGACGUUCCAAAGCUUGUGAGCUUCUUGAGCACAAAUAAUUCAUUCAUGAGGGAUGGUGGAGAAAUCAGCCAUGAUCCUGACAUGUCACUUCUACAUGAUCAGGUUGCCUUCCAUAAUCUCAAAACACUACAUCUAGAUGGUCUACCCAAAAUAAAGCACGUAUGGAGUAAAGACUCCCAAAUAAUUUCCAUGUUUCAAAAUUUACAAGUAGUAAAUGCUUGGAGAUGUGAGAGUUUGAAAAGUUUAUUCCCAGCCUCCAUCGUCAGAUAUCUCAAGCAAUUGAAGGAAAUUAUGAUUGUUGAGUGUGGGGUGGAGGAAAUUGUGGCAGUCGAAGGAGGAGGAGAUCAAGCAGUAGCAAGGUCGUUGGUUUUUCCUCGAGUAACUUGUCUGCAUCUUAUACAAUUAUCAAGACUCAAGUGGUUUUAUCAAGGAAUGCAUAUUUCAGAGUGGCCAAUGCUGGAAACGUUGUUGGUCAUUGGAUGUGAGAAAGUUGAGAUAUUGGCUUCCGGACUUGUGAGCUUUCAAGAAACAGUUCAAGAAAGCCCGCCUGAGAUGUGCAUUAAACAACCCCUUUUCUUGGUGGAUGAGAUGUCAUUUCGGAGCUUGGAGACAUUGCAUCUUAUCAAAAUGGAUAAGUUGGAAAUUUUAUGGCACGAUCAAGUCGCUGCGAGUUCCUUUUCCAAUACUCGUCUAUUAAUGGUUAUUGGUUGUGAAAAUCUUUUGCGCAUCUUUCAAUCUAAUCUGCUUACAACAUUCCAAAGUCUAACUUCUCUACAUAUAAUGGAUUGUGGUUCUUUGGAAGCUAUAUUUGAACGACAUGAUGCUUUAACAGCCUCAGUGCCUACAAGUCUCCCGCAAUUGGAGCAUCUUACUGAUAUGACUCUAUCUGAUUUGCCAAAACUCGAGUGGUUUUUGGAAGGGAUGCUGCAUGCUUUGGAAUUUCCGUCUUUGAAAAAAUUGCAAGUUUUGGGAUGUCAUAAAGCUAACUUUUUUGCUUCAAAAUGUUUGGAAACAAGUCAUCGGAUCAACCAACUUGAGACUUGCAUUCAACAGCCAAUUUUUGUAGUUGAGGAGGUUACGUUCCCAGACUUGGAGGUUUUGAUAUUGAACUUCGAACAAAGUACCGUAUGGCCUGGAAAGUUUUCAGUAUUUCCAUCCUUUCUUGCAAGAUUACAAAAUCUGUUGGAACUGCAAGUAUAUUAUAGUGGAUGGGAAGAAAUAUUCCCGAAUGAACUUCUUGAUCGAGAGAAAUUAGUCCCACGACUAAGAAAACUCGAGCUCCAUUGUCUUCCUAUGUUAACACAUUUGUGGAAAGGAGACGCACAUGAGCCAUGCCCAAUCUUUCAUACUCUGGACAUUCUUCAAGUGUCACAAUGCGCCAAAUUGAAAAGCUUAAUGCCACAUUCGGUAUCUCUUCAAAAUUUGACAAAUCUGAAAAUAUCGAAUUGUCAUGGAUUGAUCAAUUUAGUGACAUCCUCAACAGCCAAAACUCUGGUGCAACUCAAGGAAAUGACUAUAAGCGAAUGCAAAAGGAUUACAGAAAUAGUAGCAAUGGAGGAUGGUGAAGCAAAUGUGACGAUUACUUUCAACAACUUAACAUACUUGGAACUUGAUAGCUUGCCAAACCUGACAAACUUUUGCUCUGGAGGUUAUUCCUCUGUAAUGUUUCCAUCUUUGGAGAAAGUAAUUAUAAGAUGUUGCACCGAGAUGAAGACUUUCUGUCAUGGAGUCUUAAGCACACCAAAACUGAAAGGAGUACAAGCAACAGAAGAUGAAGAUGAUUUGCAUUGGGAGCAUGACCUUAAUACCACCAUACAUUGGCUUUGGGAGGCAGAUUAUGAUACUCGAUUGUUAUUUACCCAAAAGCAAGGUUGAGAAUUCUGACGAAGAAGAAAAUCAUCAGCCAUAGUAUGCAGAAGCUGGAAUCAUGUCGCUUUCCAACGUAGAGUUUGUGGAACCAAUAAUCACGUUUCUUUCAAUCCUUUGAAGUCAAUUGGGCGGCCAGGCCAGAGCUUUCAAUAUUCCCGUUGUUAGUGAAAUAAAACAUAUAUAUUUGAUUAAUGGUACUUGCUUGAUCUAUUAUAUUAUAUGUGGCUUCUAUAUAUGCAUGAAAGAAUGCCAAUAAAAUAAAAACAGUUCAACAUUGUACGUAAUGGUUUGAUGCAGUGUACACCUCAUGAAUUAUGUUGUAAACUCUCAUAUAUAUGUGCAUGACUAUUAUUUC
Molecule: messenger RNA, 4946 nt
Organism: Juglans microcarpa x Juglans regia
Lineage: Eukaryota; Viridiplantae; Streptophyta; Magnoliopsida; Fagales; Juglandaceae
Product: probable disease resistance protein At4g27220
Exons: 5
Coding region: 35-4597 (1520 amino acids)
Molecular function (GO): ADP binding; ATP hydrolysis activity
Source: RefSeq, a predicted model, not a curated record